AUGUCAACAAGUGAUGAACAAGUAUCAGGGACUCACUCAAAACCUGUCAAUUCAUCAUCAUCUGCGACAGUAGCAAUGUCAUCGACUAAAACCAUGCAACAACUAUUGAAUGAAAUUGAGCAAGUUAAUAUCGAUGCAAAAGAGAGUAUAAAAACAUUCGAAAAAAUUGAUACUAGACCAAAGAAAGCAAUUACUAAUCGUGAUCGUUCAGUAGAAGGUCGAAGAGAAUUAAAAACUCUAACAGAACGUAUCAAUCAUCUUGAACAACAAAUGAAUGCAAUGACAAAAGAAUCAGAUCCAAAUUGGCCGAUAAAAAAAUUUGAUAAAUCAAAACAAAAUGCAUUAAAAACUUUAUCCGAUCUUUCAAAUAAACUAAAACAAGUUGAUAAACAUCUUGAAAAAGCAACUGAAACAACUCCUGUCAAUGAUCAAUCUUCUGUUGUUCCAACUACGUCGAAUCAAAAUGAAAAUGCAAUAGGAUUCGGAGCAUUUUUAAGUAAAUUUUCAUUCAAUAAAACAAAGAAACCAGCAUCAUCGACUACAGCUGUACCAAAGAAACCAUCAUCAUCAUCAUCGGAAUCUACUGAUGAAACAACAAGUGAUGAAGAAGGAAGUAAAGAGAAGAACGAUGACGAUAAUCAUACGGCAAAUAGAAAACAAAAAGCAUCAAAUACAUCUCGAUCAGCAAGUAGUACAGAAUAUUCUAGCGAUGAAAAUGAAGAUGAUGUAAACGAGAAUCGUCAAAUAUCAAAUGAAAUUCAAAGUAAAAAAUUACAAGAUGAUACUUCAAAACAUCGCGACACUAAUGAAAGUUCAUCACAAACAUCAUCAUCAUCAUCAAGUACGCAUAAACAACUACCAAUAACUAAAGUUCCAUCAACACGAUCAUCACUACCAACAGUUAGAAAAACGACUAUUGCAUCAACUUCAACUUCAACUUCAUCAUCUCAUGACAAAGCAUUAAGUCCACAAGAGCAGAGGAUAAAAAAUGAUGAUGCCAAUCAAGAUGGUUCAUAUGGGACAGAAGAAGAAGAAGAAGAAGAAGAAGAAGAAGAAGAAGAAGAUGAUAAUGAUAAACUUAAAAGACUCCAGAAGAGUAGCAAAGAAGAAAAAUCUCCUUCUGAUGAUGAACAAACAGAAGACGACAAAUCAACUACUGUUAAUGCACAUCUACAAGAACUUCGUAUGGGAACAUAUUCACCAGGUACACGAUUUCGUGUUUUACAAGAUUUAGAAGCUCUUCAAACUGGUGAUUUAACAAUACAUAAAGGUGAAAUAUUAAUACUUGUCCAACAAAAUCCUGAUGAUUGGUGGUUAUUUAAAAAUCUUCAAACUCAAGAACAAGGUACGGUACCUAUUAAUCAUAUUCAACUUCAAUUUGGAACAUCAGAUAAAAAAUUACGACGUCGAAUAAAACAAAUUACAUCACCACCAACAUUUGUCGAUGCACUUAAAACAAGAAAUUAUAUACCAUCAGGUUUUAUAGUAUCAGAUUUAGCACCAUUAACUCAACAUAAUCAAUAUAAAUUAUCACAUACUCUUAUACCAAAAAUGAGUGAAUCGAACUUUACUUUUACUGAUCUUAAUUGGCGACAUGAUACAGAUCAGAUAUAUCUUGAAGAAGUUAAAUAUCAAAAAAUUUUAAGAAUUCAAAAAUGUUCAAAAAUACCAAGAAUCAAAGGUCAACAAGUUAAUGUGCUUUGUCGUUGUAUUCGUAUAUGUCUAUACGAUGGCUUUAAAAUAAUUUCUAAUAUUCAUGCAAUUCGAGCACACAUAUCAAAUAAAAUCGAUGAACGUGAUUUAACUGAAGAUUGGUGUUUUGCAGUCAAUAAUGAAAAUACAUUUAUUGAUGAACAAGCUAAAUUACUUAUACGUUCAAAUGAAUUUGAUCCAUCUAAACAUUUACAUUUACUUAUUGAAUUAUCACAAUUAUGUCAAUUAAAAGACAAUAAUGAAAAAUGUGAAAUUGGUUGUGGUUGGAUAAUGAUACCAUUUGAUGAUGAUCAAUUUUCAAUGAUAAGUGAAAAAAAAAAAUAUAAUGAACUUUUACAUGGUGGACAUUAUGAUGAAUUGAAUAUUCUUCUUGAUUCAGAAUAUAAAAAAUUUUCUAUGGAUGGUUUAUCAGGAAGAUUUAAUCGAAAUAAACAAGCACGUAUUCGAUUUUCAUUAGAAUUUCGUGAAACACAUAUUGAUUUACUUUAUGAUAAUUUACCUGUUACAUCUAUGAUUGUACCAAUAAAUUUAAUACGAAUACUUUUUUUCUAUCGUAAUGAACUUGCUUAUCAAUUAGAAAAACGUUAUCAUUCAUAUAAUUUAUCAACAAUGCCACUUGAUUCAAUAUUUCUUAGUACAUUUUAUCAAACACUUGAACAACCUGAUCUUAUCUAUACAUUAAAUAAAUUAUAUCUACCUAAAGAAUUAAAUUAUCGACAACAAAGAGAAGAAUUUCUAAAUAUUUAUGAAUCAUUUAUUUAUCCACUUUUAUAUCAUUGUAAAUUAUCAUCGUAUGAUUUUCAAAAUGAAUCAAAAAUGAAUGAACGAAGAAAAUUAAUUAAAGAAAUGAUCAAUAAACAAUUAGCAGCAAACAAAAAUCAUAAACCUGAUAUUCUUGCAAUAUUACUUGAUUCUACAUUAACAGAUCAAUGGAAACCUUUUAAAACAGAUGAAAUUUGUUUUUCAUUACAAAAAAAUUUUUAUAAUAUUACAUCUUAA
Messenger RNA from Rotaria sp. Silwood1, 2712 nucleotides. The record is from the annotation of a GenBank genome assembly. NCBI's taxonomy places the organism in Eukaryota, Metazoa, Rotifera, Eurotatoria, Philodinida, Philodinidae.